GUAUAGCUGACAGGGAUCAGAAUGAAAAAGUAGGACUGCAGCUAACAGUGACCAGAAUGAAAAUUACGGAGAAAUUAAGGAAGGGGAGAUAGCCAGAGAUGGAAGUCCAUUUAGCUGCGUCAAUGGCAUUUGGGAUUUUGUAUUGAUCCUCGAUCGUCAAUCUCUUACUCUUCAUCCAUCCUCUCACCAGUGAGGAGCUGACAUAGGCACGAAAGAUAAAUCACAAGCGAACUUGCGAUGCAUAGGGUGAAGGUCUACCGUCUAAAUGAAGAUGGUAAAUGGGAUGACCAAGGGACUGGACAUGUUACUGUUGAUCAUUUGGAGUUUAUUCAAUUCUUUGACUGGAUUCUUUUUUGUCUUUUAUUCCUGCUGAAUUUCUGGAACCUAAACAAAAGCAUAAUGCUGUAGUUCUUGAAAAAUUUCUUCAGUAAAAUGUGUAAGGCAUUUUGAAAUGUGAAUGUUAUCGAGCAGAAAUCAGAUGAUUUGGGCUUGUUUGUUAUUGAUGAAGAUGACAAUGAAACACUACUUCUGCAUCGUAUCAUGCCAGAUGACAUUUAUAGAAAACAAGAAGGGAUCACAUCUGUAAUGUGCAAAGAAGUCUGCAGUUUAGUCCUAUUGAGAGGAUCAUGGGGCCUCCAGUUCACGUUGUGAAGUGCAUUGCAGAAACGGGCGCAGAAGAAAAAUUACAAGUGGAAUCCAAUUCAAUGCAUAUGGUGAAGGUCUACCGUCUAAAUGAAGAUGGAAAAUGGGAUAACCAAGGGACUGGACAUGUUACUGUUGACCAUUUGGAGGGGUCGGAUGAACUCGGCUUGUUUGUUAUUGAUGAGGACGAAACACUACUUCUGCAUCGUAUCGUGCCAGGUGACAUUUACAGAAAACAAGAAGAUACAAUAAUCUCAUGGAGAGAUCCAGAAUAUUCUACAGAAUUAGCACUAAGCUUUCAAGAGACAACUGGGUGUUCUUACAUUUGGGAUAAUAUCUGUACUGUGCAAAGAAAUCUACAGUUUAGUACUCCGAAGAAGAUGCUGGGGCAUCUACUUCAAGUUGUGAGGCAUGGAGCUGACAUGGGCGCAAAAGAGAGAGCACAAGUGGAAUCCAAUUCAAUGCAUAGGGUGAAGGUCUACCGUCUAAAUGAAGAUGGAAAAUGGGAUGACCAAGGGACUGGACAUGUUACUAUUGACCAUUUGGAGGGGUCGGAUGAACUCGGCUUGUUUGUUAUUGAUGAAGACGACAAUGAAACACUACUUCUACAUCGUAUCCUGCCAGAUGGCAUUUACAGAAAACAAGAAGAUACAAUAAUCUCAUGGAGAGAUCCAGAAUAUUUUACAGAAUUAGCACUAAGCUUUCAAGAGACAGCUGGGUGUUCUUAUAUAUGGGAUCAUGUCUGCAAUGUGCAAAGAAAUCUGCAGUAUAGUACUAUUAAGAUAAAAUCCUCAGGGAUGUUGGGGCCUCCGGUUCAGGUUGGGAAAUGUGGGGCGGAAAUGGGGACAGAAGAGAAGUCACAAGUGGAAUCCAAUUCGAUGCAUGGGGUGAAGGUCUACCGUCUAAAUGAUGACGGUAAAUGGGAUGACCAAGGGACUGGACAUGUUACUGUUGACUGUUUGGAGGGAUCAGAUGACCUGGGCUUGUUUGUUAUUGAUGAAAACGACAAUGAAACACUACUUAUUCAUCGUAUCAUGCCAGAUGACAUUUACAGGAAACAAGAAGAUACAAUAAUCUCAUGGAGAGAUCCGGUAUGUUCUGCAGAAUUAGCGCUAAGUUUUCAGGAGACAACUGGGUGUUCUCAUAUAUGGUAUAAUAUCUGUAAUGUGCAUAGAAGUCUGCAGUUUAGUACAAUUGAGAAGAGAACUUCAAGAGGCUCGUUAAGUGCCAACACUCAAUACUCCUGCAACAUGUGGCACAAUCACAAAGAUGUUUCAAUUGGUAGCCGUGAAUUUUCUGGCAAUAGCUUAAAUCUGCAGUAUUUGGAACCCAGAAGCUAUGGCAGAAACUAUGCAAGUGAUGAGGAAGAAACUGUUUCAAUGCCUGUGUUUCCGUCCAAAAAAUCUUUAACUACUGAAGUUUCUGAUGGUUGGAAGUCAAAGCGUUCCAAGACUGAAUUUACAUAUUCUAGCACCUCUUCAGAAUCAGAAGUAAACUUUGCAACAUUUGAUUCCACCUUCCUAUUCACACUGUCUAAGGAUGAAGAGAGAAAGCAAAACUUCAAGUGAAAACGUAUGACCAAUCAAACAUUAUGCCUCCCAGAAUUUCUUAUGAUGGCCAUUUAUUUUUGGUUAGAUGAUGUUUUGGGGGGGGAAAUUGCGUAUAUGUCAGCGGAUUUUUUUCCC
Manihot esculenta (cassava) is the source of this 2327-nucleotide messenger RNA. RefSeq lists its product as uncharacterized. The transcript is spliced from 19 exons. Gene Ontology annotation, cellular component: nucleoplasm; protein phosphatase 4 complex. The record is from RefSeq and is a predicted model, not a curated record. Gene Ontology annotation, biological process: protein dephosphorylation. Bases 627 to 2210 code for a protein of 527 amino acids. Gene Ontology annotation, molecular function: protein phosphatase activator activity. Lineage: Eukaryota; Viridiplantae; Streptophyta; Magnoliopsida; Malpighiales; Euphorbiaceae.